This is a messenger RNA of Trichoplusia ni (cabbage looper), 3010 nucleotides long. It is a transcript of the gene ttv, whose product is annotated as exostosin-1. NCBI's taxonomy places the organism in Eukaryota, Metazoa, Arthropoda, Insecta, Lepidoptera, Noctuidae. The transcript has 8 exons. Bases 246 to 2534 code for a protein of 762 amino acids. The record is from RefSeq and is a predicted model, not a curated record. Gene Ontology annotation, cellular component: membrane. Gene Ontology annotation, molecular function: glycosyltransferase activity.
UAAACUGACAAAUAAUUGUCAAUGUCAAACAUGUUACAAAGUUGAUUGAACAUUUUGUUGUUUGAAAUAGUUGAAAUAGCAAGAGGCAUAAAUAGUCAAUAAUCGAGUUGAACAUUAAUUUAUUAAAAAACAAGAAUAUUUGACACCGAAAUUGGUGCUAUAACAUCUCUUUUUGUUUGUCCGGUUGUACUGUAUUUUAUUAUAAAUGAUUAAAGAGAAAACGAAAUGUAAAUUUAGAAUGAAUUAUGGACUGUAUUAUAAACAGAAAUUCAGUAUUGGUUUGUUUUUCAUUAGAAAGUGAUAAAAUGCAAGCAAAGAAACGUUUUAUCCUUCUUUUUUUAACCUGCGUAUUCUUAUUAUAUUGCUAUAUUGGCACCUAUAGUUGGAAAUCGGAAUCUAACAAAAGUAGACUGAGUCAACUGCCCAGUUUUGCAACAUUGGAAGAUUUAUCAGGCUUACUUUCACUACCUCAUAUAAAACCAACAGUUGGAAAAAUACCAUGUCGGAUGGACACUUGCUUUGAUUUUUCAAAAUGUGGAAAAGAUCCAAAAGUGUAUGUUUACCCUAGUGAUGGAGCAGUGAGUGCAUCAUAUCGUAAAGUAUUAUCAGUUAUCCGCGAAUCACGAUAUGCCACAAGGGAUCCCAAUGAAGCUUGUUUCUUUGUGCCUGCAAUUGAUACACUAGAUGCUGACCCACUCUCUCCAGAACAUGUCCCUGACGUAUCGUCGCGUCUCUCACGAUUACCAUAUUGGAAAAAUGGACGCAAUCAUAUCAUAUUUAAUUUAUAUGCUGGAACUUGGCCAGACUAUGCCGAAGAUGCCCUUGGCUUUGACCCUGGUGAAGCGAUACUAGCGAGAGCUAGUGCAUCUGAGACCAUUUUCAGAGAUGGUUUUGAUGUUUCAUUACCUCUCUUUCACAAAGAGCAUCCGGAGCGUGGUGGGGUACCACCUGCAGCUACUAGCAAUCCAUUCCCAGCACCACGACGCCAUCUGCUAGCAUUUAAGGGUAAGAGAUAUGUGCAUGGUAUAGGAAGUGAAACAAGGAACUCACUUUGGCAUUUACAUGAUGGUAAUCAUCUAGUCUUAGUUACAACCUGUCGGCAUGGAAAGUCUUGGAAAGAUUUACGAGAUGAAAGAUGUGAUGAAGAUAACAAAGAAUAUGAUAAAUUUGACUAUGAACAGUUAUUAGCAAACUCAACAUUCUGCCUUGUUGCGCGAGGACGACGUCUUGGCUCAUACCGUUUUCUUGAAGCACUGGCUGCUGGAUGCAUACCUGUGCUUUUGAGUAAUGGUUGGCGGCUGCCUUUUGAUGAAAGAAUUGAUUGGCGCCGCGCAGUAAUUUGGGCUGACGAACGCCUUUUAUUACAGGUGCCUGAGCUUGUGCGCUCCGUCUCGCCUGAGCGUAUUCUUGCUCUACGGCAACAAACCCAAUUCUUGUGGGAGCAGUACUUUUCGUCAAUUGAAAAAAUAGUUUUUUCCACAAUAGAGAUUUUGUUGGAACGUGUGUUGGAACAUAGAUCUUCGCGACAACGAGAAGCUUUGAUUUGGAAUGCAUCCCCCGGAGCUCUGGGCACUUUAGCAAACUAUGGAGAUUCCCGCGCGCACCUACCUAUCGUGGCUCCCAUUCUGUCUGCUCCCCCCUGUCCCUCAGCUCCCCUCGCUCCCUUGCCCGCACCGUCCAUGCCUUUGGCGGUGCCGCCGCCCACGCCGGGUAAUACUUAUACUGCAUUAUUAUACGUUCAAGCUACAUCACCAGCAUUACAUAAACUGCUUGCCAAUAUAGCAUCUAGUGCGUAUUGUGAAAAGGUCGUGUUAGUUUGGGACAGUGAGCGUGCAGCACCCUCACUCAAAUCUUUAACGCGUGUAGCUGGUGAUACAAGGGAGCCUCUACCUGUUUUGGUUGUUGAUGCAACAACUCACUAUCCUGGGGAAGGAGUUUCGGCUAGAUGGCAACCGUUAUGGGCAGUCCCGACAGCUGCUGUUUUUUCAUUAGAUGGCGACGCGCCAUUAUUAGCCGAAGAACUGGAUUUCGCCUUUCAUGUGUGGCAAAAUUUUCCUGAGAGAAUUGUUGGAUAUCCUGCUCGUACUCAUUUCUGGGACGAAGCAAAAGGCGCUUGGGGUUACAGCAGCAAGUGGGGCUCGGCGUACUCCAUGGUGCUGCCGGGCGCGGCGCUGGUGCACCGCUCGGCGCUGGCGCAGUACGCGGCCGGCGCGCCCGCGCUGCGCCAGGCCGUGCGCCGCACGCGCAACUGCGAGGACAUCCUGCUCAACUGCCUCGUGGCGCACCUCACCCGCCGCCCGCCGCUCAAGCUUGCCCAGCGACGCCGUUAUAAGACAGCGCAUCAUCGUUACAAAUCAUCUUGGAGCGAUCCGGAGCAUUUCGUGCAGCGACAAUCAUGCCUCAACACUUUUGCCACUGCAUGGGGCUACAUGCCGCUUAUGCGUUCGGUUUUGAGAUUAGACCCAAUAUUGUUCAAAGAUCCUGUAUCGACACUUCGAAAAAAAUAUAGAAAAAUGGAACUAGUGACUUCUUAAUCUACCGAAUUAUAGAUCAUGAUUUGAUGUAGCCCAUACAUGCAGUAGCAAUAUAUGUAUAACACUAUAAUGUAGUUGUGCGUUUACUCGUACGAAAAAUAUUUGUUUUAUAACGUCAAAUGUUAGGUAGUGUGUAGAUUAAUGAAGUAAAGAGCAUUCGUCAGCAAAAUUUAUGCUUCUUUGAUGCACUAAAAUUUUUGUGUAUCGUAAAAAUAUUUUUUAAUAUAAGUUACACGAAGUUGCUUUAAAGCUGUUUAGCCAUAACCAUAACUAGUUAGAAACUCAUUCUGUGAUUAGUUGACUACAUUUACGAUCUUAUCAACUUAUUUAUUCGAAAAAAAGUGAACUGUUUAAAUAGGCCAGUAUGGUGUCUGGCAGACACAUUCAUAAUGCAUUUAUAUUUCUUAUAAUAGUAUAAGUGGAAUAAAUAAAUGUAGUAAACAACAAAUAAGUUCGUUUUCUUCUAUGAAAUAACA